Drosophila erecta is the source of this 1629-nucleotide messenger RNA. RefSeq names its product katanin p60 ATPase-containing subunit A-like 2. The record is from RefSeq and is a predicted model, not a curated record. The transcript has a single exon. Lineage: Eukaryota; Metazoa; Arthropoda; Insecta; Diptera; Drosophilidae. Gene Ontology annotation, molecular function: ATP binding; protein binding; ATP hydrolysis activity. The coding region runs from base 89 to 1528 and encodes 479 amino acids.
ACACAGACAGUCGGGAAAUUUACGCCAGAUAGUUGAUCAAAUUGCAGGGGCUGCAAAACAACCGAGAUCCAUUCCCAAAAAGCCUUAAAUGAAGACACAGGGUAAAUACGGAGUGACGGCCACGGCGGCUGCCCAAGUUCUUUGCGAGGAUGUGAGAAAUUUCAGCACACGACGCCGCAAUAUUCUCUACCUAAUGCACCGAUAUCUGGUGGAGAAUGGAUACUAUGCGAGUGCCGAGUCCUUGAAAAACGAAGGACGUCUCUCCGACGAGUACGAACUGUGCGACAAUAUCGACCUGGAUGCCAUGUACCUGGAGUAUGCCAGCUUUUACAACAUGAAAUUCGGUAAAUAUCCGAAAAUCCUCAAAAAAAUGGCAGCCAAAAUUAAGGUGGAUGUGGGUGGAAAGGCGCAGGAGAAGUCGGCGGUCAAGGAACUGCCAAAGAAACCACCGCCAGCGGAUGCUUCUCUGGCCAAUUGGCACAUUGGUGUCGGGGCAGCCACACAGGCAUUGAGUAGCGAACAGCCGUUGCAGAUAAAGAAAAUGGAAACGGCAACGGCAACGGAAUCGAAUGGCCAGGAAAAUGCUUGCGAAAUCGAACACGGUCAUUUGGGUGGUGAUGAUAUACUGUUCUCCUCCAUGGACUGGCAAUCUCUGGCGGAAUUGGUCAAGACUUCCAUACUGCAGGAGAAUAUAAAGAUCAAAUGGUCGGAUGUAUGUGGAAAUCAGCGUGCAAUUGAGUUGAUCAAGGAGGCCGUGCUGACGCCCAUCGAGUUUCCUCAAUUAUUCGCACAUGGCCUGAAGCCAUGGAGAUCCCUGCUCCUCCACGGCCCACCGGGCAGUGGAAAAACCCUGCUGGCCAAGGCUUUGUAUUCCGAGACACAGGGACAGGUGACCUUCUUCAAUAUAACUGCCAGCAUAAUGGUCAGCAAGUGGCGGGGCGAGUCCGAAAAGAUCCUGCGAGUCCUCUUCCACAUGGCAGCGAAGAGAGCACCAUCGGUGAUUUUCUUCGAUGAAAUCGAGAGUUUGACCUCGAAAAGGGACAGGGCCACGGAUCACGAGAGUUCCAAGCGCUUUAAGAACGAACUGUUGCAGCUUUUGGACGGCAUGGAGCACUCUUUGAACGGCGUUUUCGUCCUGGCCAGCACCAAUUUGCCCUGGGACAUUGAUGAGGCCUUUCUGCGGCGCUUCGAGAAGAAACUGCUGGUCCAACUGCCCAAUGCGGCGGAGAGAAGUUGCCUCAUUAAUCGGCUGCUGGGCAGCAGCGUAUCCCUGAGCCCCCGACUUCUCGACCAGCUGGUGGUGAUCUCCGAUCAGUUCACCGGCGACGAAAUACGACUGGCUUGCAAGGAGAUCAGCAUGCAUCGGGUGCGUUGUGCCACCAAGAUUGGGGAUCGAGCCACCGGCUUACAUAAGGAAUCCCCGGCGGCCAUCGAAGCCAAUGUGGAGAAGGCCUUCCGGCAAGUGCGGCCUUUGGGCCAGAAGCUGUUGGCCAAGCACGAGCAGUGGCAGCAGGAAAACGGCUCCUAGGCUGGGACUAUCUUUCCAUUUACUGCGCGGACCCCAUAUAUAUUUCUUAAAAACCUUCUAUUUAGCAUACGUUUUUUUUUAACUACAAUAAAACAUAUGAA